CCUGUCAGGCGUUUGUAUCAGAGAAAUGUGAAGAUAGAGUAAAACAAAUAAAAUUUCCAUUUGUAAAAACAAAAACAUAGUUAUAUGAGUAUUAUAUACCAGUGUAAAAUAACCUGUAACAUUUACAUUGCCUGCAAUAAUUUGGAGAAAAAAAAUGAAAUCACAGCACACAGAUUGACGUCAUCUUCAAACCAAACCCUGACUUAAGUCUGCUGCAAACACAGAAGUGUCUGACCAGAGUUGAGGUGGGUUCACCCUCCACUACAUCUCUGCUAAUGUCCAUGUGGGAAGCAACACAGAACACAUACCACAAGCCAAACACAACUCACCGGAGGAACGAGGGGGGGGGGAGAAAAGAAUUGGGGCUUGAGAAAGUUCCCAUGCGGAUUGGUCGAUGUGGUCGUCGACGCCGAUGACGUGGCGCUGUGAAACACGUGGGCCGCGGCAUCCAGAGCUCACAUAAACAAAGCCACAUUGGCCAGACUGGGUAGUCGAAGCUCGUGUCGCUGUCAGUGCGCGGAGUCACACGGUUCGCCUGCCUGGCAUCGUUGGGUACCGACGCUCGCGAUUUGGAGCUUUUACCGAAAUUGAUGAAUACCUCCUGCAUGCUUAUCGCAUGGAUUGAAAGGCACGAUCCUGAUGUGAAAGAGGGGACAAUCCAGAACAGAGCCGCCUUUUUGAAUCCGGACACCCACACAGCUCCUGACAUUAUCCAUUUCAAGUGUCACCGGGAAACUGUCAGAAGACUUGAGCCAUGCCCUGCGUCCAGGCUCAGUAUGGAUCAUCACCCCAAGGAGCCAGUCCUGCUUCCCAGAGCUACAGCUACCACGCCGCGGGAGAGUACAGCUGCGACUUCCUAACACCCGAGUUUGUUAAGUUUAGCAUGGACUUGACCAACACUGAGAUCACAGCCACCACUUCCCUCCCGAGUUUCAGUACGUUCAUGGACAACUAUAACACCGGCUACGACGUGAAACCGCCCUGUCUGUACCAGAUGCCCCACUCUGGAGACCAGUCCUCCAUCAAGGUGGAGGACGUCCAGAUGCACAGCUACCAUCAGCAGGGCCACCUGCCGCCUCAGUCGGAAGAAAUGAUGGCUCACUCGGGGCCUAUGUAUUUCAAGCCCUCCUCGCCUCACGCGCCGAGUACGCCAAACUUCCAAGUGCAGCCCAAUCACAUGUGGGAGGACCCGGGCUCCCUCCACAGCUUCCACCAGAACUAUGUCGCGGCCACGUCUCACAUGAUGGACCAGCGCAAGAAUCCGGUGUCGAGGCUGUCGCUCUUCUCCUUCAAGCAGUCCCCGCCCGGCACCCCCGUGUCCAGCUGCCAGAUGCGCUUCGACGGGCCGCUGCACGUCUCCAUGAACCACGACAACCCGGGCGCGCACCGCGGCCUGGACGGCCAGAGCUUCGCGGUGCCCAGCGCCCUCCGGAAGCAGGCGGGCCUGGCCUUCCCCCACUCGCUGCAGCUCGGGCACGGGCACCAGCUGGUGGACAGCCAAGUGCCGUCGCCCCCGUCCCGAGGAUCUCCGUCAAACGAGGGUCUGUGCGCGGUGUGUGGGGACAACGCAGCCUGCCAGCAUUAUGGAGUGCGAACCUGCGAGGGCUGCAAAGGAUUUUUCAAGCGCACCGUCCAGAAAAAUGCGAAAUACGUGUGUUUAGCAAAUAAAAACUGUCCUGUUGACAAACGCCGAAGAAAUCGUUGCCAGUUCUGCCGUUUCCAGAAGUGCCUUGUCGUCGGAAUGGUGAGAGAAGUUGUCCGAACAGAUAAUCUCAAAGGUCGGAGAGGACGCCUCCCGUCCAAACCCAAAAGUCCCCAGGAGCCCUCCCCGCCCUCGCCGCCCGUGAGCCUCAUCAGCGCGCUCGUUCGGGCCCAUGUGGACUCCAACCCCUCCAUGUCGGCUCUGGACUACUCCAGAUUCCAGGCGAACCCUGACUACCAAAUGGCUGGAGACAACACGCAGCACAUCCAGCAGUUCUACGACCUGCUGACGGGCUCCAUGGAGAUCAUCCGGGGCUGGGCGGAGAAGAUCCCCGGCUUCUCUGAUUUACCGAAGCAGGAUCAAGAUCUCCUCUUCGAGUCCGCCUUCCUCGAGCUGUUCGUGCUGCGGCUGGCGUACAGGUCCAACCCAGUGGAAGGCAAGCUUAUUUUUUGUAAUGGAGUUGUGUUACACAGGCUACAGUGCGUCCGCGGAUUUGGAGAGUGGGUGGAUGCUAUUGUGGAGUUUUCUUCGAACUUGCAGAGCAUGAACAUAGACAUCUCCUCCUUCUCCUGCAUCGCAGCCCUGGCCAUGGUAACAGAACGACACGGCCUGAAGGAACCCAAGCGAGUCGAGGACCUCCAAAACAAGAUCGUCAACUGCCUAAAAGAUCAAGUGGCAUUCAGUGGCGGCGGAUUGAAUCGUCCCAACUACUUGUCGAAACUCUUGGGAAAGCUCCCCGAACUGCGCACACUAUGUACCCAAGGUCUGCAGCGUAUCUUUUACCUAAAACUAGAGGACCUAGUCCCCCCGCCAGCAAUAAUUGACAAACUGUUCCUCGACACGCUGCCGUUCUGAGUCGGACUCGACGGCCGAGACCUCAGAGAACUUCCAAAAGACUGUGCGAGUCAGACCGGACAGAUUUUUCAAAACGAUAUUACUUCUGAAUAUGUGCAAGCUCCGUAGGCUAAUAGAUCGACAUUAUGUUUCAUGGAAGAACAAAAACAAACAAAAAAAAGAUAAAGGGGAGGAAGAGACAGUUUGAUUGCUGUGUAGGCCUUUUAAUUCCCUGGUUUUCUUUCUUUCUUUCCUUUUUUUUUUUUUUAAAGUGCCAAAACACAUUGUCAAAGUUAAUCCGGUUUGAUCAAUCACUUACUGUUUAUUUAACAUCGGCUCUACUGAUUCAGUAUACUCAGAUGUAAUAUAUUCCAUUUAUAUAUAUUUAUAUAUAUAUAUAUGACCACACAGACACACACGCACUCACACAUACACACGCACACACUGUAUAUUAUAAUAGAUUAUGUGAUGCCUCCGAUGCAUCGGUUUAUAACGUGUACAAAGUUUGUUACGAUGAAAAUAUUUGAUUUUUCUUUUCUGACUCGUGCCUAUGUGUUUCUGACAGGAUCCCAAAAAGUAUCCAGAAAAGACAACGCAUGUUCUAGUUUACCUUCUUUCCCCCUCCGUUUUUUUUUUCUUCUUUUUCUUUUAUAGGCACUUGCUGAGGUGAUGUCUAUAUAUAAUAUAUACCGGACACUAUGUAGUCUGCUAGAUUUGAUACAGAUUCGUAGUUAUGGCACUCCUUUUAUGUAUUACGCAUAUGUGGAAAAAUAUCUCAUCUGUAUAGAAAAUGAGGGACCCAUGGUGUUUGUAAAACUGUCAGACAUUCCUUGUUUGUAUGUGCUGUAAGUAUUGUUGCUGUUGAAUAUAAACGUUUCUAUAUAUUUAUUAUUUCUAUUGCCAAGAGCUACACUAGCAUGGUGCAAUUUAAAACGAUUUCCAACCAUCCAAGUUCCCGCUGAGCACGUUGUCUAUGUUUUAUGUCUUAUGAACGUCUAGGUAGUUAUGAUUUGACACGUUUUGGAAAUGAGGAAAGAAAAAAAUAAUCUCCAUCUUAUAACCGAGAGGUUCAUGAGUGUGUGCUCUGCAGUAUAGGCCCCACGUCUUUGACAUCAUGAUGUACCUAUCUUACGACUUCUGUAACGCAUUUGGUGCCGAGUUCAAAAACUUUAGAGAGAAAGAAAUAUUUAAUGUUUACAAAUAAAACUUUUAAAUCAAUUCCUUGCUAAAUAAUUUCUCUGAUUAAUUGAUUUAUCCUUUAAAUCCAGGCGCAUCUGACUGAAA
Molecule: messenger RNA, 3820 nt
Organism: Scophthalmus maximus (turbot)
Lineage: Eukaryota; Metazoa; Chordata; Actinopteri; Pleuronectiformes; Scophthalmidae
Gene: nr4a2a
Product: nuclear receptor subfamily 4, group A, member 2a
Exons: 8
Coding region: 755-2557 (600 amino acids)
Biological process (GO): central nervous system neuron differentiation; dopaminergic neuron differentiation; cellular response to corticotropin-releasing hormone stimulus
Cellular component (GO): transcription regulator complex; nucleus
Molecular function (GO): RNA polymerase II cis-regulatory region sequence-specific DNA binding; zinc ion binding; nuclear glucocorticoid receptor binding
Source: RefSeq, a predicted model, not a curated record